GCGGUUCCGGGACGAUGGAGCGGCCGUAGGUCGGCGGAGGGGGCUCGUCAUGAGGUACAACGAGCGGGAGCUGCUGUCCCUGUCCCGGCAGCCCGCAGAGAAGGCGGCCGAGAUCUUGAUGCGGGUGCCCAAGAAAGGGAGCGUGUUAAAGAAACGCCUCGUGAAGCUUGUUGUCAACUUUCUCUUCUACUUUCGGACAGACGAAGCAGAGCCCAUUGGAGCUCUGCUGCUGGAGCACUGCAGGAUCACCAAAGAGGAGGAGAACGUCUUCUCAAUCAGUUUCGUUGAGGAGCCGGAGAGGAAAUACUGCUUCGAAUGUGACAGCAAAGAGCAGUGUCAGGAGUGGAUUGAGGCACUCAAGCGAGCCAGCUACGAGUUCAUGAGGAGGAGCUUGAUUUUCUACCGGAAUGAGAUCCAGAAAAUGACAGGGAAGGUGAGUCCCUUGAAGGCAGCUUGUUGGGUGGUGACCCAAGGGUUUGGACUGGAGCUGGGGCCAGCGAUCCAGGUGUUGCUGCCGACUGUCCUGCAUGCAGCUAUUUGCUGCCGUGUCUACGGAAGAGCUCCUGCGGUAUGCCAGUUCCUCAAGCCGUGGUCUCAACAGCUAGACCUGAGUCUUUGUCUGCUGUUGCCGUGCUCAGCUUUGACACACGUGCUCUUCCAGCAGCAGAGCGGCCCCACGUUUGUAGCCAGACAGGUCUGGCCUGGGCCAGCCCUGAACUCCUCCUCUGGAGGAGUUUGCAGCAGCACUGGCGAGAUCAGGGUGUACAUGGGUCAAGAUGCUGCUCACAGCUCUGCCGGGCGCCUCAGAGCAUCUGUGCUCGAGGUGACAGAGGUGCCUGCGGCUCAUCACGUGCUCCUGCACCGGAGGGGACAGAGUACAGCCCAUGAACCUUGGCUGUCCUCUGUGCCCUCCCUGAGGGCUGCUUGAUUUUCUGCACCAGAAACAGCAGCCAGUGGCUGGACGGGGGUAAAUCCAGCACACGACUGGACCAGGUGCCCAGCCCCAGACCGGUUGACGGACAGUCCUGCUGGCCCCCGUCCUUGUCUGUGUCUCACUGGUGCCUUCUGUGUGCUGUUCUGCAGGACCCCCUGGAGCAGUACGGGAUCUCCGAGGAAGCCCGCUUCCAGCUGGGAACACACAAGCAAUGAUCCCCUCGCCUGGCUGAACUGGCUUCUGGCCGCAGGUCACCCCCAAGCACCCCCCAGGAAGAACAGCAGCAGUUCCCCACAGCGGUGACCAAGUGACUUUUUAAUUUAUUAGCCAAAUGAUUUUGUAUGAUUUUUUUUAAAGGGAAUUCAUUGCACAUUCCCUCUUGCCCCAGCUGUGGGGGCAGCCAGUCUUAACUGCUCCCUGCAGACCAUGCCCUUGACCUGACACCGCGCUGCUGCGGCACCAGGAGUGAAACCCCGCCGGCUCCUAGCAAGAGUGGAGGAGGCAGGGACUGAACAGAGCUCCCAGCACCUGCGGCCCUCCAGCACAGGCUGCAGCCCUCUGGCCUGGAGCUUUUGGGACAGGCCCUGAGCCAGCUCUAGCCCUCCUCUUCCUCCCCCUCCUGCAGGGAGCUAAUCAGCUUAUCUGGCUCAGGCUGUUCCUGCAGUCUCCAAGGGAGCCAUGAAGUGCUGUAAGAGGCUGCGCCAACAGAUUUCAUUUCUGUGCUCGCAGGGUUAACCCUGUCAUGCCCUCUCUUCAUUGCAAAGCCAGUUCUGUGUCUGAGACCUGCUAGCAGAGGCUGAUGGCCGAUGGCCAGGCAGUUGAGGGAGGGGAGCUCAGCUCCAGGGGUGUCCCCUCCCCUGGGUGAAGGCAGCAGUGGCUGUGCCUUCUUUUCCUUUCUGCAGGCAGGUGGUGCUGAUCCCUUGAGGCUCGAUGCAGCCCACACCACAGCCAUCUGAGCACUCUCACUAACGUGUUAGAGAACAGGGGAGCGCAGACAGGGCUGUGACCUGAUCCUGCCUCCCUCUGCAGUGCUGUGAGCCAGGCUAAGCAGCGCAGUUAUUCAGCUUCCCAGAGAGGAAAGCCACAUGGGGAGGUUGGUAAAGACCGGAACUGCUCCACUUUGGCUGGAUGUUGGAGCUUUGGGGCAUGCAGAAGUUAACCCUGGGGAGCAUGUGAGAUCUGGGCAUUAACCCUUCCUUCCCUGAGCCUUUGCUGCAGCUUUUCUCCCCUUUGUGAGCGUCCAAAGGGCAAGACCAGAACACUGUACCAAGGUCACAGCAAGCUGCCAGGGAACAAGGGCCACCUUCCUGGGGCACCUGUAGCAGAGAGAUAAGAUAAGCAUUAAGGAACAUCGUCUCUCCUUGUUCUGCACCUCCUGCUCUGGCUGAAGGAAGGAAAACUGCCCAGGGCUGAAAGCCACUCCCCCCACCUGCACCCAGGGCUCAGGGUGACCCUGUUUCCCAACGCUCGCAGGGACACAGCUGGCUGCAGCAGCUUCCCUGGAACGAGCCCAGGAAAAGCUCCAGGAAAAGCUCCUAGGAAGGUCCCAGGUAACGCUGUCAGGCUGUUGAUGACAGAAGGGGCUGGGGCAGGUAAACGCAGCACAAGGGCGUGGCCUGAGCUUUAGGUGGCUGCAGCUCUGGGCUUUGUUCCACCCGGUUGGCAGGAAGGCUGCGCUGCAGCUACCCAGCACAGGGCAAGCGAGAGGGGGUAGAACAGUGUGUGCUCUGGGCCUGAAGGGAAGUUUUGGGUCUCUUCCUCUUUGGCUGGGAGCACAUUCUGGAACAAGAGCCCAUAUCACAAGCUUUGGUGGCCUGGCCUUUCCUCUUUACCUCAUGUUGCUGGGUACCAAUAGCGGCAGAUGUCACUGAUACUUUAUUUUUAACCUCAAAGCCAAGAUUUUUCCUUUCCCUCCCCAGAUGCUCUGUUUCCCUUCAGCAGUUCAGGUGCUUGCUCCAGAAAUUACCAAAAUAAGCAGCGGGGCAGCUGCCCUGCACAAUAAGCUGAGGGCAUGGCAGGGUGGGAGCAGAAAAUAGGGCAGUUCCGAAGACAGAUGGCAACUCUAGUGGAAGCAGCAGCGAGGGAUUAAAAGCAGGAACACACAAGAGCUUGCGCUUUAGGAACUUAGUGUCCUCAGAUGACUUUAAAGUGCAUUUUAAUCCUCACAAGCCUACUCUGCUUUACGUCAGUGCAGGGACAUGUUCCUGACAUGCAGCAGCUUUACUUACUGUGAAAAAGACUCGUCUGUCAGGUCACUCGAUAGAGGAUGGAUGCGCUCCAGGCGCAGCGGCAGGAUAACCCAAGCUGCGCUGCAGCUACUACUGCUGUAGCGCGGGCUGAGCUGAGCAGUUGUGGGUUCCCCCGCUGCAGGUCACGCAGCGCUCCGGCUCCAGCGUUGGCUUACCAGCUCCCGCCAGCUGGUUUCAGAGGCGGAACGGCCGCAUCCAAACUCAGUUCCCCAAGGUUCGUCAUCCGUGAAUUCUUCAAUAUGCAAAGUCAGCCCAUAUAUACGCAAGCCCCUGGGAAUUCCGCCAACAUUUAGUCAUUUCUAGCAAACAAAAUUCUAGUGCUACAGCGAGGCUCCCGGUUUCUGCCAGCCACCUUCAGCAGCCAACGGUUCUCAACCCUCUGCCUUCCAGGACCAUCGCUAGCGUCCUCCUUACGCGCCUUUCAGAAGGCAGAGCCAGCACCCACCGUCCCACUGUACAUAAAACGGGCAUUUUGUUUUGGUGUUAUGGGGAACGGUUGGGUGAGCAGGAGAUAAUCCCAACACUUAUUUAAGAGGUAACAAGGACAUUUCGUAACUGAAUGUAAAAGACAAAUGCUGUGAAGGGUUACAUGAGCACAGGCCCAGUAACUUAGAUCAACUCGUAGACUAGUGCUAGGACACUGGGUUAGGUUUCAGAAGUGAGGGCAGAUGGUACUUCUACACACUGAGAUCUGCAUCAACUGCUGGUGAUUUCCAGACAAUUGUUCAUUUUUCAUACUCUGGUCACUAUGCUUUUUGUAUUUCAGUGGCUUGUUCCAGCAAGCGCUGCGUACAGGCUCCCUGAAGGCGUAACUGAAGCCAUUUAUCUGUUGUACAGGGACCGUUUCCAAUAAAAACUUGUUUUUAUCUU
Molecule: messenger RNA, 4053 nt
Organism: Grus americana (Whooping crane)
Lineage: Eukaryota; Metazoa; Chordata; Aves; Gruiformes; Gruidae
Gene: PLEKHJ1
Product: pleckstrin homology domain containing J1
Exons: 5
Coding region: 50-928 (292 amino acids)
Biological process (GO): retrograde transport, endosome to Golgi; endosome organization; receptor recycling
Cellular component (GO): trans-Golgi network; recycling endosome; early endosome
Source: RefSeq, a predicted model, not a curated record